GUCACUUCUCAAGAAUUUGGAACCAAACCAUUGACCUUUACAUUUGUACCAUCCAUUGGACAACUUCCAACUCAUUUUGAGGUUGUGGAUGUCUCUAAGUUCCUUGUAACAAUUCCAGAGGAAAAGAAAGAUUCGAGCAAUCAAGAAAUUAUAAACAAGUCUAACACAGUCUCUGGUGAGCUGGCCUUAAAAGGUGAGGCCAGACAGGGUGGUGUGUCCCCUGGCUCUACAGACAGCACCCAGACGACUUUCCAGUCCCCAGGGUGUAACUCCAACAAAAGAGAAAUGCAGGAGAAUGACCUUUUUAAGGCUGAGUUUAUCCUGAUUACGGACUCGGGUGAUGAAGAAGAAGUAGCUGCUGCCUCGAACAACAUUCAUCGGCCUUCCAAUGGCUACGGUCCCAUCAGUGCUCAGCUGCUGGCCACAUCUCACAUUUCCCCUGGCACCGGGGCAGGGAAACCUCUUGGUGAAGGGCAUGUUCCAGGCACUGGGCUUACCCACAGCACUGCUGGUCUGCAAAAACAACAGCAGUACAAGAUCAAGACAAGCUACAAGGCAUUUGCAGCAAUCCCUACAAACACAUUACUUAUGGAACAGAAGGCACUAGAGGAGCCAAGCCAGACUGCUGGUGUGACUGAAGCCACUGCUUUGGACACCCAUUCAGAGAUGUGCUCCCCUGCCCAGCUCAGACAACAAACAGAAGAGCUUUGUGCUGUCAUUGAUCAAGUCCUGCAGGACCCUUUGACUAUGCGCCGAUGCGAAUCUUCUCCAAGUUUCCUGCAGAUGAGCACAGAGUCAGAUAUUGGCAAGGUGUCAACAACACUGCAGAGAGCAGCUGGGCGCGAAACAAGAUAUGCCAACCUCUACAAAUCGGCGCCUAUGGUAACGGAGAGUCAGCUGACAAAACCUGGUGUCAUUCGUCCCGUGCUGGUGAAAGGAAAGAGCUCACAGCAAAAGGAGGAUGCUUAUCAACCCAACCCUUUCAAAAAGUACCUUGAAGAAAUCAGUGAUCAAGAUGCUGAGCAGCCCAGUCAUCCCAUAGUGCCUAUUCCAGAAAAUGAAACACUCAGCUCUAAGGAGGUUGCCAAUGAAAGAGGUUCUGUUUAG
Apaloderma vittatum (bar-tailed trogon) is the source of this 1107-nucleotide messenger RNA. RefSeq names its product muscular LMNA-interacting protein (gene MLIP). Gene Ontology annotation, molecular function: transcription corepressor activity; lamin binding. The transcript is spliced from 11 exons. Gene Ontology annotation, cellular component: nuclear envelope; sarcolemma; PML body. Gene Ontology annotation, biological process: negative regulation of transcription by RNA polymerase II. The record is from RefSeq and is a predicted model, not a curated record. NCBI's taxonomy places the organism in Eukaryota, Metazoa, Chordata, Aves, Trogoniformes, Trogonidae. The annotation marks the transcript as partial.